GCUCAGACGCACAAUUCCCGCGCUUAUUUACACAACUAAGUCGACUCCCUACCUACAUCCAUUCAGUUUUGGCUACUCGCGGUAUUGACCGCUAAUUUCUCGGUCAGUAUUAAGUUGACCGGCCGCGAAUCUAACACGUGGUGGUGUCUCGAGCGGGCCAAACAUGCCACAGUGCAAUUUCGCUUCGACCUAGAACCCCCGCUGUGAUCCAGUGUGUAAACAUUUGUUUCGAAAUGUGUUAAAAGAGUCGGUUGGUGUAAACAGCGCGCGAGAUUAUUAAAAAUGGAGAAACAAAAAAAGUGUGAUUCAGAAACGAAGAUUGAUUUGGCCAAGAAAACGGGUAGUUUAUCAAGUGCGAACCGUGAAUCGACGUCGUCAGCUUUGCAGGAAGGUGUUGUUCAGGCGUCGUCUAGACCGCCGCAAAGGAGUACCACGCGACGAGCUCAACAGCAUAUUGACGCCGCGCCAUUGCCGGCUACGGACUCACGGGAGGAGCGAAAGGCCAAUGGAAGAUUUAUAGCAGUUUGCGUUGCCUUGUUCCUCGUGUUCCUCGGAAUAUAUCACGCGUGGCUGCGGCGAACAGCCGUUGUAGCGGGAGUUAUCGUUCCGGUACUAAUCAUGCUUCUCUACACCGCUUGGGUUCUUUAUUCGGCUAAGCGACACAAGCGGAAAAUGAUGCUGCUAAGAAAUGCAGCUUCAUUAAAUUCUGUCAACUGUUUGGACAAAGAUUCCGUUGCUCCCCAUUCGGAUGUUCCCUUGAAAACGAAAGAAAAUCUCCAAACCCCGAACAGCAAUUCGCAGAAAACUGGUUCUGUGCGAUACUCAAACAUCAAUGAAAUACCAUCUACCUCAUCACGAAGUCACUCAAAGGAUACCAACUUGCGAAAGCACGAACAGCAUGACAGGAGCCGAUCCGGAGCAGCUAAUAAAUCAUCAGUAAAAGUUCUACCACGGCAGCAAUCGUCGAUUACUCCGAUGAGCCUGAAGGAAAUCCCUCAACAACGACGACUCUCUCUGGAUCCCCAUAUGGCCCACAUGAUUGUCAAGAAUGAACUGGACAAGGAUAGGCAUGGCAGUUUGCGAAGUGUUGAGAAUGCAAAGGGUAACAAGAAGCCAAAGAGCAAUAAAGAAAAAGUUGGGUUUACUAUUUAUUAAAUGUAAUGUUUGGUUAAUAAAACAAAUUGUUUGUAUGAACUAUGAA
Molecule: messenger RNA, 1201 nt
Organism: Aedes albopictus (Asian tiger mosquito)
Lineage: Eukaryota; Metazoa; Arthropoda; Insecta; Diptera; Culicidae
Exons: 3
Coding region: 283-1155 (290 amino acids)
Source: RefSeq, a predicted model, not a curated record